CCCACCUCUGGUUACCGCAAGGGCCUGUGGGUCGGGUUAUGGUGGUUGCUUGCUUAGCGGUGUAGAGGUGUGAGUGGUCGCCUCCAUUCAUUGCCUGUCUCAAGCCCGGACAUGGAGGCUCUUAUCCCGGUUAUCAACAAACUACAGGAUGUCUUUAACACUGUGGGAGCCGACGUUAUUCAGCUGCCACAGAUUGUAGUGGUGGGGACACAGAGCAGCGGAAAGAGUUCUGUGCUGGAGAGCUUGGUGGGGCGAGACCUUCUUCCUCGCGGAACCGGUGUGGUCACAAGGCGACCCCUCAUCCUGCAGCUGGUUCACGUUUCUGCAGAUGACCACCGUAAACCUUCGGGAGAGGAAAAUGGAGUUGAUGCUCAAGAAUGGGGCAAAUUUCUUCACACCAAGAACAAGAUUUACACAGACUUUGAUGAAAUCAGACAAGAAAUUGAGAAUGAAACAGAUAGGAUUUCUGGAAAUAAUAAAGGUAUUAGUGCCGAACCAAUUCACCUAAAAAUAUUCUCUCCUAAUGUUGUUAAUUUGACACUUGUGGAUUUACCGGGAAUGACAAAGGUUCCAGUAGGCGACCAACCUAAGGACAUUGAAAUACAAAUCCGAGAAUUAAUUUUUCGGUACAUAAGCAAUCCCAAUUCCAUAAUUCUUGCGGUCACAGCUGCAAACACAGAUAUGGCGACAUCUGAAGCACUAAAAGUUGCGAGAGAAUGUGAUCCCGAUGGUCGCAGAACUCUUGCUGUAAUAACCAAGUUGGAUCUCAUGGAUGCUGGUACCGAUGCUAUGGACGUGCUCCUAGGGAGGGUGAUUCCGGUAAAACUUGGCAUCAUUGGAGUAGUUAACAGGAGUCAGCUGGACAUAAACAACAAGAAGAGUGUGGCUGAUUCCAUCCGUGAUGAGUACGCUUUCCUGCAAAAGAAGUACCCGUCACUAGCAAAUAGGAAUGGAACCAAAUAUCUGGCUCGGACGCUCAACAGGUUACUAAUGCACCACAUUAGAGACUGUCUGCCUGAUCUGAAAACCAGGAUAAAUGUCCUAGCGGCUCAGUAUCAGUCGCUGCUCAACAGUUACGGGGAACCAGUGGAAGACAAAAGUUCCACAUUGCUGCAGCUUAUUACCAAGUUUGCUACAGAAUAUUGUAACACCAUAGAAGGAACUGCAAAAUAUAUAGAAACUUCUGAGCUAUGUGGGGGAGCUCGUAUUUGUUAUAUUUUCCAUGAAACGUUUGGGCGGACGUUAGAAUCCGUAGAUCCGUUGGGUGGUCUGACCACAAUUGAUGUCCUAACCGCUAUUCGCAAUGCAACUGGUCCCAGACCAGCCUUGUUUGUCCCUGAGGUUUCCUUUGAGCUGCUGGUGAAGAGGCAGGUGAAGCGCUUGGAGGAGCCAAGUUUACGUUGUGUUGAGCUUGUUCACGAGGAGAUGCAGAGGAUCAUUCAGCACUGCAGUAAUUACAGCACUCAGGAGCUGCUGAGGUUUCCAAAGCUGCAUGAUGCCAUAGUGGAAGUUGUCACGUGUCUUCUACGGAAGCGACUGCCAGUAACUAAUGAGAUGGUGCACAAUUUAGUGGCCAUCGAGUUGGCGUACAUCAACACCAAGCACCCUGAUUUUGCAGAUGCCUGUGGCGUAAUGAACAACAAUAUAGAGGAGCAGAGAAGGAAUAGAUUAGCCAGAGACAUACCGCCAGCCUCUUCAUCUAGAGACAAGUGUGCCAAAAGCAGUAAUGCAUUUUCUGGUGAACCAUGUGAAGGACACAUUACAGAGUGAGCUUGUGGGUCAACUUUACAAAUCCAAUGUACUUGAAGAUCUUCUGACAGAGUCAGAGGACAUGGCCCAGCGUAGGAAUGAGGCAGCAGAUAUGUUAAAGGCACUGCAGAGAGCCAAUCAGAUUAUUGCUGAAAUCCGAGAGACGCACCUUUGGUGAGACCCUUCAUGCCAAUUCUGACGGAGGAUAAAUCAAAGAGCUUGAAAGCUAAUAUAGUGAUCGUCGCUCAGUGUAUACUUGGUAGAAUUUUAUUUAUAAAACCACAUGCAUUAUGUAUGGAAAGAAUGGAUGUUCAAGAGGGAAACCGCUGUAUUUAGGAAAUUGUUAUACAAUCCACACAAUAAAUAUUACGUCCAAUUGUUUCCCUGUGCUGAUUUCCUCAUUCAUGCAGACCAAGCUUUGUGAUAAUGGGGAAAAAAACUAAAUUACAAAACAGCCUAUUAGCUCCAUACAGCUGAGGCUUCUCACAGACUUUCAUUUUAUGGGAAAUAAAUUACUCAAAGUGCCCUGCGAACAUCUGAAGACAUUGGUUUUUAACUACACAGCAAAUAAAUGAUCCACACAGUCCCUGCUGGUUUUAUUGUGCUUACUCCCUUUAUGGGUUUAUAAAACAAAUACAGUAAAUAGCCUAUUGAAAAGAAAUAAAAAAAAAAAAAAAUUGUGUUGAGUAAGAGCCAUGCUAAAUUGUGACUUGUUUAAAAUAUUUAAAAUAUAGGCUCUUAGAUGUCUACAAGAAGACAAUUUAUUAAACCAGUUUUUGAUGUUGCCCUUUUCCACUAAAGAAAAUUAGGUCUCUUCCCCCCCCCCCCCCCCCCCCAACAAAAAAAAGUUAAUUAUAAAACAUUCAGUGAGUGAAUCUGCAAUGACCUUCAUAUCUGUACCCAAAAUCCAUAUAUUAUGUUAAAUAUAUUGCAAACCUGUGCAUCGUUUUGCCUGGAUCCUGUACCAGUCAUUUUUUUUUUUUUUUUUUUUUUAAUUUUAUGAUUUUUUUAUUUUUUUUUAAAGGAUGUGAGUAUUCCAGAAACAGGUGCAUGAUUAUGUGGUUUAGCCGGCAAGGUACAGUUCAAAAGGCUUUAAUUCAUAUACAAUGGACUAACGCUGUACUUUGCAAGAUAGUGUUUCUUUGUUAUAGCCAUUUUAUUUCUUCACUUAAUCCUAGAACUCACUGGAGGGUUUGCAAUUGGAAAGAUUUACAAAAGCUCAGGAGGUAACACGUUUUUUUUCUUGUCUUCUUCUGAACCAGUGCUGUUGUAUGCAAGAUGGGAACUCAUAAAAUAAACACUGCAGGCAGCCUGUGUUCACUGCAACAUAUCUGUUUGUGGCGAUGCUUGCCCCUCCAAAGGGCAUAUUAUAUUCUUACACUGAAGUACAUUGUAUGUGUUGUCUGUGUUUUAUUGUUGUAAAUAAACUGGUCCUGCAGAAAA
Messenger RNA from Bombina bombina (fire-bellied toad), 3192 nucleotides. It is a transcript of the gene DNM1L, whose product is annotated as dynamin 1 like. Lineage: Eukaryota; Metazoa; Chordata; Amphibia; Anura; Bombinatoridae. The record is from RefSeq and is a predicted model, not a curated record. Gene Ontology annotation, biological process: mitochondrial fission; mitochondrial fragmentation involved in apoptotic process. Gene Ontology annotation, cellular component: cytoplasm; mitochondrion; microtubule. Gene Ontology annotation, molecular function: GTP binding; GTPase activity; microtubule binding.